Messenger RNA from Symbiodinium sp. CCMP2592, 3006 nucleotides. NCBI's taxonomy places the organism in Eukaryota, Dinophyceae, Suessiales, Symbiodiniaceae. The record is from the annotation of a GenBank genome assembly.
AUGAAGCCGCGGAAAGAUGGCGAGCUUCCCCCUUUGGAGCUCUUCCCCUGGACCGCGGCCGUCUGUGCGGUUUGGUCCGUCGUCUCGGCAGUGUUCCUCGUUGUGGCCUACCGAGAUGGUGGCAUCAGCGAGCCCUGGCGCGACGGGGAUGAGCUCGACGCCAUUCGCGUCCACGCCGCCACGGCAGUGAUGCUCGUUUUCUCUGCCUUUGUGCUGGAAACAGGCUUCUUGUGGACAGGACUUCUCUUCGGUCAGACCGACGACGCGGGCCUCAGUGGACGUAUGGCGAACCACCGAGUCGUGGACUCGCUCUUGACACUCUUUGAGUACGGCCUGAAGCUGGCUUGUGGGAUGUGCAUUUGGAAGAUGCCCAGCUUGGUGCACAUUGACCAUUUCGCAGUCGGCGGGCCGCGGCCAGUCUACUUUGUGCGAUUUGCACAGUGGUCCUUGGCAGUCCCAACUCUGGUUUUGAUAUCGAACAGGGCCUUUCUUGCCGAGCUGGGCUUUCGUGCGACGUUCCUGCGGUCGCUGCCGUCCUUAGUCCUUGUCUUCUUCUCCAUUUGGCUCUCCUGGCUGAUGGAGGUGACACCGGUCUACGCAUGGAGGUGGCCACUUCUCGCGGCCAGCGGCGUAGCUUUCGUUUUAGCUGAAGUGGACCAGGUGCGACUCUGCUGGCAGUGUCGGCAUCUGGAGCUUCAUGGUAUGAAGACCUGUAUGGUGAUCUAUCAGGUGCUGACCUUCGUGUUCUACACCAUAGUUUUCCUCAUGGGCCGAUUCGGGGUCGUUGGCCUGCAAUUGGAGCAGUACAUCUACGCGUACUGCGACUCCACUGUCAAGGUGCUGCAGGGUGCCCUUCUAGCACUCAUCCGCGGCUCGGAGGAUGCGCAGACGAUCCACCUCUGGUACGCAGAAGCCGUCGCGUACAAGAAGGACUUCGAUGCCAUUCUCAAGUUGGCGCACGUGCCGAUCUUCGCCAUUCAGAUAGACUGCACAAUCACCAGAGUGAACGAGUCCGCGCUGGAACUGCUUGGACUGCGCAGUGGGAGCGACGUUCUGGGUAGAGACCUGAACGAUCUCCUUGUCCAGAGCAGCAAGGAGGCAAUUUCUCGUUCUCUGGAGAAGAUGCGAAAGGAUCAGUGGAGGAACUGUUCGGGACUCUUUGAGGUGACCUUCCGCCAGCCGAGUUCAGAGAAGGAAGCUUUUCUGCUACUAAACCUGGUCCCCAUUGACUUGGAGGCUGAUGGUGUGCCCCAGUCGAUAGUGGCCAUUGGCCAGGAUCUGACAGAACUCUCCGAGCUCAAAAGCGUGGAGGAGAAGAAAAGCAGACUUAUGGCCGUGGUCUCACAUGAGCUGCGCAGUCCCCUCCACGGCAUGAUCGGACUCUCCACCGGCAUGAUAGACGUUGUGAAGACCGAGGGUCUGAAAAGGCAGCUCGGCAUGGUCCGGAGUUGCGCCGUCCGACUGCUGGACCUGGUGACAAACAUCAUGGACCUUGCGGAGUCUGACAAGCGCAAGAAGAGCCAAGAGCCCCUCGCGAUGAUGCGGCAGAAGGUGAAUUUCCUUUCCAUCGUCGAGGAGAUCAUCGUCAUGAGCCGUCAUGCCGUCGACAAGGCGAACAAGCCUUUGAUCAAGACAGGCGUGGAGCUCCGAAACCUCGUCCGCGACAUGGAGCGCGUGCCCGUGGUGUUGGGAAACCCGUACAAGUUCACACAGCUCGUGUACAACUUGGUGACCAAUGCCUGCAAGUUCACGAAGCAGGGCUCUGUUUCAGUGUGCGGGAAGUAUCUGCACGACAAGUCGAUUCUGGAAAUCUCCGUGGUGGACACAGGCUGCGGCAUCUCGAAAGACGCCCAGGAUCGAAUCUUCAAGCCCUUCGAACAGGAGCACAGCAACAGCGGUGACUCACGAAACUUCCAGGGCAUGGGGCUGGGCCUGGCGGUCUGCUGGGAGAUCGUGGAGCAGCACGGAGGAUCCAUCCGCGUCGAGUCAGACAUCGGCAAGGGUUCGAGCUUCAUCGUGUCGCUGGCUUGCCAGAAGGAUGAAUUUUGCGAUCCCGUAUGUGAGGUUCCCGAUUUGGAGAAGCCAAGUGACGAGCCAGUCCCCGUGAAGACCCCGCCGGCAGUUCCUCCCAUUAGGCGGCCGCGACGAGCGAGGCCGCUUAUCCUCUCCGUAGAUGACGACGAGGUCAACCAAGAGGUUAUCAGAUCUUCGCUGCAGAGUGACUACGACAUUGUGUGUUGCAUGAGUGGGCCGUCAGCACUUCAAUGGCUCGAAGAGCAGCACCAGAAGAAGGAGAUCUUGCCAGACAUCGUGCUCCUGGACAUCCAGAUGCCCGGCAUGACAGGCUACGAAGUCUGCAAGAAGCUUCGCCAGCAUAUGGAAGAGCGCAUCUGUGAAGUGCCUAUCAUGAUGCUGUCGGCCAACAUGUCCAAGAUUUCUGCCAUGAAGUGCCACGAAAGCGGCAGUACUGACUUCCUGGCGAAGCCUUUUGAGAAGGAGCUCCUACUCCAGAAGGUGAGGCAGGCCAUGGACGCCGCCAAGGAGUCUCCAGCUGCGAUGCCCCGGCAGUCCACGGAAGACAUGUCCAUGGAUGUCAUGAGUGCAAGGACAAGGCUUCUGGAAGCGGAGAAAAAUGACCUCGAGGUCCAGUCCCGGCUUGAUCGAGGACGGAUUCGGGACCUUGAGCAGGAGCUGCGACGACAAAGCAGGGAGUUGUCGCAGCUGCGAUCGCAAGCGCGUGACCGCGGCGAGGAGAGAGGCCCCUUGCGCCAAGAUGCAUCCCAUCCUUCGGCUCUGUCGGAAGUAGACUUCCUCUACUCCGAGCUGGCGCAGCGAGACAUGGACAUUGUGCGGCUCCAAAGCCAGCUGGGUAUGUGCAAAGCUUCCAAUCAGCUCUUCUCCCGCCGGAUGAACAUGCAGAGCAAGCUGAACCAGAUUCUGCAUGACGUGCUUACCGAUGGCGAGAACGCCGAUGUAAUGGCUGAGCUCAACGCAACUGAAGACUGA